AUGUACAAGCAAAUCUCUGCUGCCGCCCUCUUCGCCGCCGGCGUCUCUGCCCACGGCCGGGUCACCUCCCCCACCCCCCGUCCCCUGGGCGACGCCAUGAAGGCCGCCUGCGGUGACCAGGUCUGGAACAUGCAGUCGUCGGACAACAACGGCAACAUCCAGACCAUGGCCCAGAUCGGCACCUCGCAGUCCGACUUCGACGCCGCCAAGUGCCACCUGUGGCAGUGCCGCGGCUACCAGUUCGACGACGCCACCGCCGAGUCCAUCCAGAGCUUCACCGCCGGCGAGAAGGUCCCCUUCGUCGUCGACAUCGCCGCGCCCCACACCGGCGUCGCCAACGUCUCCGUCAUCGACCUCGGCGCCAACAGCGUCAUCGGCGACGCCCUCAUCUCCUGGGACAGCUACGCCUCCACCGAGAAGGGCGUCCAGGACGGCGACGAGAACUUCAGCGUCACCAUCCCCUCCGACCUGCCCGCCACCUGCUCCAAGAAGGGCGGCUGCGCCCUCCAGUGGUGGUGGGACGCCCGCUCCAUCGACCAGACCUACAUCAGCUGCGUCGACUUCGUCGUCGGCGGCGCCUCCGGCUCCGGCUCUUCCCCCGGCUCGGCCUCUAGCUCUGCCGCCCCUGCCGCCACCAGCGCUGCGACCACCACCUCGGCCGCCGCCAACGCUGCUGCUGCGGCCCCCACCGAGGCUGCUGAUGACGACUCCUCUUGCACCAAGCGCAAGGCCCGCCGUGCCUUCCGCGCUUAA
Molecule: messenger RNA, 753 nt
Organism: Diaporthe citri
Lineage: Eukaryota; Fungi; Ascomycota; Sordariomycetes; Diaporthales; Diaporthaceae
Exons: 1
Coding region: 1-753 (250 amino acids)
Source: RefSeq, a predicted model, not a curated record